Drosophila miranda is the source of this 960-nucleotide messenger RNA. RefSeq lists its product as uncharacterized. Bases 1 to 960 code for a protein of 319 amino acids. The transcript has 3 exons. NCBI's taxonomy places the organism in Eukaryota, Metazoa, Arthropoda, Insecta, Diptera, Drosophilidae. The record is from RefSeq and is a predicted model, not a curated record.
AUGGAAAAUCGAAAUUGGUUGAGAUUGGUCCUCGCCGGCUUUCUGCUGGCUCUGGUCUGCGCGGAGUCCCAGCCCAGCUCCAAUGCUACGUCCAGCAAAGGCUUCACCUACAUGCAUGAGAAGACCCAUAUCUUGCACCGCCAGAAACGUUGGCUCACCUUUGAGCUGGGCUCGUCUUUAACGAUUACAGCCAAUUGUGCCAAGGCCAUUCUAGAGACAAUACCCAAAGGACUGAUUUGGUUGGCAGAGGCUACGAGUAUCUACGAGCUACCUGCGGCAAUUGAGGAUUGGAUACCGCGUCGGGUGGGGAAACCAAAAGUAAAACCAGCACCACCACUACCGCCGCCACCUCCUCCUCCUCCACCUCCACCACCACCCUCAACAGAAUUUGCUUUGCAACCGCAAACUGUUGUGGUGCCCCUUAGUCCGUCGGAUCCCAUACAGUCUUUCUACUUUGCCUAUCCGCAAGGCAUUCCCAUAGAGAACCGGCGCAAGUCCUUUACCCAUCAAGUGCAGGCCGGCUGCCCGGCCUCGCAUCUGGUCAAGGAUGUGUAUGGCACCUUCUACUGCCGGCCAUCGGCCAUGUCCAGACGCUUGCGACGCGAACUCCAGAGAAAUGGCGCCCAUGUGGUGAACGAGAGUCAGAGUCCGCAUGGAAUGCUCUUCGACAUGGUCACUCUGUUGUCCACCAUGUAUAAUUACCAGCCAAAUUACUGCAUCAUGCGGACGCUGUGCGAGGCCCGUCUUCUGCUGGCUCCCCCGGGCCUGACGCUCUUCCACGAUAUAUUCCGCAUAAUGCUGCGCUACGUACAUCCGGAGAUUGCCCAUAAACCGAAAUAUAGGGAGGCUUUCACCGCCGGACACUCGCUUCACGAAUGCGCCAGUCUGUAUGGUCCACACUGUCGUCAAAGUUUUUUGCUGCUCUUAACGGAACCAUUUCGCGAGAAAAAUGACCAUUGA